UAUCUUUAUAUAUUUCUCAAUCUCUGCUUCUCCAAUUUCUUUGCGCUCCUGACUGACCGGUCUGAAGAGUGAGGGUUUCAUUUCUUUCCGAAUUUUCGGAUAUUCUACGGGAAAGGUGAUCUUUUGUUUUUGUUAAUGAACUGAAGCCAUGAAGCCAGGAGUAUCUUCCCUGAAUCCAUAUGCAGCAUCAUACAUUCCGCUCUCCCAAAGAGAUAAUAAAGAUAGAACUUAUGUGACAGCAAAAGACUAUAGGAGUGGCAAUGAGUCUGUCCAGUUUGGAGCCCCUGAACAGCUCCAUAGAAAAUUUUCUCUCGACCCUUAUGCCCAUGGUACUGAAAAAAUCCCCAGUCGUGAAGUUUUUACAGUGAAGAGCCACCCUGCCCAUGGUUAUGGUUCAUCACCACAAAAUGUGAAUCAAGCAACAGAUAAACAGAUACUGGAUGAAGAAUUUGACAUGGAUUUGCAAUAUCUUCAGAUGACAUUUCCUGGUUUAUCUGAUCAGUCCCUUAAUGAUGUCUAUCUGGCAAAUAAUGGUGACUUGGAAGCCACUGUUGACAUGCUGAACCAACUUGAGUUCCAACCUUUUGAGUCUUCUGAAAGUCUUCCAGACACUUUGGACAUCGGCGAUGUCUCAGAAUUUGGAUCUUCAGCCGAUUGUGCGCCACUGAAACUGAAGAAUGUAGAGGGCGAAACCAGUGCUGCUUCAUCCAGCUCCUAGGACUUGGGCGAUUGUCUUCUGAUUGACCUUGUGAUCAACAAUCUUAUUUGUUUUGGUUGGUAUAUCUGAUCUUGUGGAUAAGAAGCAUAUAAAUAGGGCAUCUUCUUGGAGAUGGCAGACAUCAGACGCUAUGGUUGUAUAGUUCUGAGGCUCAUUGUUUUUGUUUGAUGGGUCAGAUUCCUCCUGUGCAGCUAUCGUGCAGAUUGCAUUUAGUUCAAAAUGAAAGGAUCUUUGCUGUUUUGUUUUUCUUUUAUGCUUUUGUCUUGCUUGGGGUAUAUGCUCUGUAAGGUUAUAAUUCUAAUGUCAUCUGAAGCUCUGGAUAUGUGAUGCUUUAAGCUUGUAGCAUGUGUUGUUGCGAAAUAUACCACAAUUUUAACCUGCUGA
Messenger RNA from Corylus avellana, 1102 nucleotides. Its product is annotated as polyadenylate-binding protein-interacting protein 5. Gene Ontology annotation, molecular function: ubiquitin binding. The record is from RefSeq and is a predicted model, not a curated record. NCBI's taxonomy places the organism in Eukaryota, Viridiplantae, Streptophyta, Magnoliopsida, Fagales, Betulaceae.